Molecule: messenger RNA, 6578 nt
Organism: Cavia porcellus (domestic guinea pig)
Lineage: Eukaryota; Metazoa; Chordata; Mammalia; Rodentia; Caviidae
Product: A disintegrin and metallopeptidase domain 3-like
Exons: 21
Coding region: 60-2312 (750 amino acids)
Biological process (GO): male gonad development; binding of sperm to zona pellucida; proteolysis
Cellular component (GO): plasma membrane
Molecular function (GO): metalloendopeptidase activity
Source: RefSeq, a predicted model, not a curated record
GCCCCCGCGCUUCGGCCCUGCCGCGAGCUGGAGACCAACGACCAGGCCAACGCCGCGCCAUGCUGUCUCUCCUGCUUCUCCUGUUGGGCCUGAUUCGGCUGGCGGCUUUCUCCAGCCCGCAUUCUCAACUGUAUAUAACGGUGCCAUACUGGGUGGAGAACGAUGGGAAUGGCCAGGCGCGGGGACCACAGAUGACUUAUAUCAUCGAUAUUGAUCAGAAAAGCUAUACUCUACACCUUAAAAAACAGCCAGACUUAGACCAAGACUUCCAGGCGUAUUCCUACAAGUCAGGAAAACUGCAUGCUCACUCUUCCCUUCUGAAGGAUCAUUGUUUUUAUGAAGGAUAUGCAGCAGAAAGGCCAAAGUCAGUUGUGGUACUGAAUGCCUGUGCUGGACUCAGAGGAAUGAUACAGUUUGAGAAUGUCAGUUAUGUGAUCGAGUCAUUGGAAUAUAUCCCGACAUAUGUGCAUAUGCUUUAUCAGAUUAAAAAUAACAUACCACACUCCUCCUCACCAGCAAGUUACGUUGUGCCUCCAGCUCCACCUGAGUCCUACAGAACUUCUAUGAAACAGGAAAAACAGCCACUUGAUGAACUGUCAACCAGGACGCUGAAAAUACAAAUCAUUCUGGACAAAGGUUUGUAUGAGUAUAUGGGCUCUGAUAUGACAUUGGCAGCUGAAAAAAUUGUUUUUAUCUUUCAUCUUAUGAACACUAUGUUUUCUCAGCUUAAAAUGAAGAUUUUGCUAUCUUCUUUGGAGGCCUGGUCAGAUCAAAAUAAGAUUUCAACUAAUGAGGAUGCCGAUGAUAUAUUACAAAGAUUUUUGUCAUGGAAACAAAAUGUUUUGUUUCAAAGGUCCCAUGAUAUGGCAUACCUACUAAUUUAUAAAGCCCAUCCUGUUAAUGUGGGAGCAACAUAUCACGGAAUGGCCUGCAAUCCAAAGUUCUCUGCAGGAAUUGCCUUGUAUUCAAAGACAAUAACUAUAGAGGCAUUUUCAGUCAUUCUGGUGCAGUUGAUUGCGAUUAAUCUGGGAUUAACAUAUGAUAACAUCUAUAACUGUCACUGUCCAGGGACUACAUGCAUAAUGAAUCCUGACGCAAUAUAUUCCAUUGGGACAAAGUAUUUUAGCAGUUGCAGUGUGAAUGAAUUUAAGCAGAUAGUUUCACAACCUGAAUUUGAAUGCCUUCUGGAUAAAACAGUUUCAAAAGUGGUUUAUGAAGCACAAUCUGCCUCAUGUGGCAAUGGAAUUGUGGAAUCCGCAGAGCAAUGCGAUUGUGGCGUGGAACAGAUAUGCAAACACAAAAAGUGCUGUAAGCCUAAAGAGUGUGUACUGAUUGGAGAUGCUAUGUGUGGAAGCGGCCCAUGCUGUGAUCCACAAACUUGCACUAUAAUGGAAAGAGGGAAACUGUGUAGGAGAAGCAUAGACCAAUGUGAUUUUCCUGAAUUUUGCAAUGGAACAUCUGAGUUUUGUGUACCUGAUGCAAAAGCUGAUGAUUUUGAAGCAUGCAAUAAUAACACUGCAUACUGCUAUAGAGGAAGAUGCAGAGAUACAGAUGUUUUCUGUGAGGAAAUACAUGGAAAAUUUGCUCAGGGAGGUAUAGAUCUGUGUUCAAUGGAAAUAAAUUUUCAAAAUGAUGACUUUGGAAACUGUCAAGGGAGAGGAUGUUCUUUUAGUGACGUUAUCUGUGGAAAAGUAGUAUGUGAAUGGAAAAGUGCAGAAGUAAUAAAAACCUCAACACACAUCUACAACGUUCAGUACACUUACCUCAAAGGCCACGUAUGUGUGUCUGCACAAUUUAGAGUACCAGCACCUCCUGGAGCGAGUGACAGAAGCCAAGCACCUGAUGGUCUAAAGUGUGAAGAUGCUCGGUUUUGUCUUAGAGGAACUUGCAGGGCUGUGGCCGAAUAUGCCAAUAAAACACUUUGUAACUCAGCUAUUAAAUGCCAGGGUCAUGGGGUUUGCAAUAAUUUUUUUAAUUGCCAUUGUGAUGUUGGCUAUGCUCCUCCAUACUGUGACCAAACACCAUCAUCCCCUGGAGGAAGCAUCGAUGACGGGUUUUGGUAUUCAACAGACAAAAUGACACCCUUGGAACCUAAGCAACGACGACGUGCUUCUCCUAAAAAAAAGGGCCUUUUAGUUAGUCUCUUUGUUUCUCUACCUUUCUUCGUUUUAACUGCAAUUUUUGCCCUCAAAUGGAAUAAAAUGAAGCAUCGCUGGUACAAAGCAGGAACCAUAAGUGAAAACUCUAUAUCAGAAGACAGCAGUGAAAACAGCAACCAGUCAUACAGUGAAGCAUCGAGUACAGCAAGCUAAAAGAAAGCCGUAACGAGGCGGCGAGCACUGUGGGGAGACCCGUGGUCCACUGGCCUGACCGUCUUGCCUUUUCUCCUUUCGUUAUGGCGUAAAGCUUUCGAUCCACAAUCUGAAUAAAGCCUAUGAGGAGAGCCUUCCGGCCUGACCCUGUGCAUCUCCCAGCGGCCGUCGCCCUCCAUCAGGAAGCGAGAGGCCAUGCUUUCCCUGGACGGUUGUCACGUCCCAAGGUGACGAGGUCCCCUCAUCUCAUCCGCUGCACCCCAGACCCCAGGCCUCUGCCAAGUGCCCCAGCUACAGGGCAGACCCCACAGCAGUGCCGCUCCCGGGUCAGGGCUCCCCCGCGCAGACUUGGCCGCCUUGGUGCUAUGGGGGGGGGGGGUCCCCCGACAGCCCCAGGGGCCCCGGACAGCCCCGGCAGCCUUUCAACUUAAAGCCCUGGCUCAGACUGAGCUGCGGCUGGGCAGAAUGCACUGCCUUUCCCCGUGGGUCUUCCAUGGCCCUCCUUGUAAAAGGAGCUUUAAUCCGUUUCCUGACUCUUUAGUGGUCCCAGAAUUGCCCCCCUGCCUUCCUUGACCAGAGCUCUUCCAGAUAAGGUUUCCCUUCUCAGCCCUCAUCCUUUGAGGAGACAGAUGCACUUCUGCAGCAUUACUCAAAAGGCAUUACUCAUGGAUGACGGAGCCCUCCAUCCACCUGGAGCCUGACUAGAACUUCACUGUCUCCUUCAAAAAACACAGAUGCUCCUGGGAUAGGGGAGGAAGAACUUCACUGCAUAAGCUCAGAGUUUCCUUUCCCAAGUGUAUAUCAACUGACUGACAGAUAAACCAAUGUGGUGAAUCCAUAUAGGAGAAUAUUAUUUAGCCAUGAAAAUCAAUGAAGCUCUAAAAGUGGUAAAAUAGGGAAAACCCUAAAGCCACCAUGCUAAGUGAGUAAGCCAGUCACGGAGACCACAAAGCCUGUUUUUCGUUUGUGUGAAAUGUCUAGAGCAAGGACAUCUCCACAGAAAAAAUUAGUUUGCUAGUUUUUCUACUGAUAGUGAAGGUUGGGGGUGAAGACAAGGAGAAGGGUCUUAGCUCAUCCCCCAGGGUAGCACUGAAGUGUUGGAGCAAGUUGUACUGGUUAGGUAACGACUGUGUGUUUGGCUGCGUGUGCUCACAGUCAUUCUGUAGUACAGACAGGUCACAAUGCGGCCAUCUAGAGAACACAGACAAACUCUACCUCCCAAGAGACAAAACAAAACAGCUCGGGGGAUUAAAGACUUAAACAUAAGAUUUGAACCUGGACAAAUAUUUUAGAAAGGACAAAGGGGAGAAUGCUACAUACUCAUUCUGGGCAGUGAUGUCCAAUAUUUAAACAUUAUAAAAACAGCACAGAAACUAGACAAAAGUGAACACAUCAAAGUACAGAGUUCUGCCACCAAGGCGACAGUUAAUACAGUGAAUGGGAAACUCGGAAAAAAGCAAAAACAACUUGUUUUUAAAAGAUUAAAACGUCCCCUCACAUCUUUUAGAGAGGUGUUAAAAAAUUAUAUAGAUAUCAGCAACGAUGUGGACAAAAUGGGACCCUACACUGCUGCUCAUGAAUGCUAUGUAAAUAGAACCAAAGGUCACGCACUCCAUGGUGUCUGCGUUCUUUGCAAAAGGCAAUUCAAAACAAACUAGAUGUCUGCCUGUAAUAACCAUUUAUAUCUCUUACAGUAUGUAAUGUGCACCACAGUGUAGGGAUAAUAUCAAAGUUCCUGAUACCAUUUUUGUGACUUUUCUAGGUAAAAUUUGGGGGGAUAGCUACACAGGAAUAUGAUAUGAUGCCAUAGGAGAAUUUGUUGCCUAAGGAACUAUUGAUAAGACGUUUGCAAAAGUCAUACCAAUUUGCUCUCCUAUUAGUAAUGUAUGAAAGAGGCAUCUCCUCUAAAAUGAUGACUAUUGAUAAAUUUUUAAAAGUCUUAGCUAUUCUUCUUUUUGUGUAUUAAUAUCAUAGUUAGGUUUACUAUCCAUUUAGUAACUAAUGAGUUUAGGCAGAUUUUCAUAAUGGUAUUUGCCAUUUGAAUACUCUCUUAAGAAUAUCUAGAUCCAUAAAACAGACUGGCGUGAGUCUUUCUCGUGGACUCCAGACCUCCAGUUGGACUCGUGGGAGGCAUUGUCAUGGCAAUAGGUUUUCAUCUGGACUCAUGCAGGACAUUGCUGUGGGAUUCAGGCCUUCGGCUGAAUUUUCUGGGUCUUUAGUGUUAUGGACAGAUUUCCUGCAUUUUCUUGUGUUUAACUCUGGGUGACCAUCAUAAAAUAAUAUUAUUUUUUAAAAGAAUAUAUAAUUUUUCCACUUGCAUUUUCACUUUUUUUCUUACUGCUUUAAGAAUUCUUUAUGUAUUCUGAAUGAAUAUUCUGUCAAUAACUGUACUGAUGUCUUUGCUCAACCUGUGUUUUGUUUCCAUAUUCAUUCAAUGGUAUCUUUUCAUAAGCACGCAUUCACAAUGAAGGUAAGUCAACUUCGUGAGUUCUAUCUUUAUCGCUUUUAUAUUAAAGAAAUAUUUCCUUAAACCAGUAAUCAAGUUUUGCCUGCCUCCAUUUUAUUUUAGAAUUUCUUUUCACUUACUUAGAUUAAUAUUUGGGGGAUUUUAAGCUGUAUUUUUCUAACUUGUGUCUAGUUUUGAUCUUCUAGGUAAAAGAGCAUAAUUCUGGAUGAUGUCAAUUCUUUGAUCAAAAUUUGUUAUUUUUAUGGCUAAUAUAUGGUUAGUUUUGUACAAUCUCAUGUAUACUUGAAAGAAUAUAUUUUAUCCUGAUCUUUUUAUAUUUACUCUCUGUACAUGUUAAAGACAGCAAACAGAUAGUGAACCGUGUUAAGACUCCAAUCCUUGCUGUGUUUUGUCCUAUGGUUAUAUUAAUAACUGAGAAAGCUAUGUUAACUUGCUAACUUCUAUUCAGGGUGUCUUAAUCUCCUUAAAUUGUGUUGAUCUUGUUUUCUAUUUUUUGAUCUUAUGCAUUAGUUUCUAGCUAAAGUUAUAUCUUCUUUAUAUUUACUCUUGUUAUACAGUACUAUGUAGAAAACAAUAUUUCUGUAUGACAGUCUUUCAUAUUCAUAAAUGGACAUACUUAAAUAAGGAUUGUAUUUAUUUCCUCAACUCACAAGAAUUUAUUUCCUCUAUCUAACACCUAUCCAAUGCAGUAUAUUUUUCAAACAAGGAAAACAUUUUAUAUGGAAUAUAUUUCAUCUUUAAUUAAAUGACAUGUAGUGACUUUUAUAGUACUUUUAUUAACAUGAAUAAGCAAUGCAUAAUUUUAUGACAUUUGUAACAGUGAAUAAGCUACAAAAUUUUGUAAGAUUUGGUUAGAUUCUUUUCAGUGUGUAAAAUUGACAAUACUACAAAAUAAGAAUUUUCCAGAUGCUAAAGAAGUAAAAAUACACAGUAAGUCUCCAAGUUUAAUUUUCUAUCAUCUCAAGAGCUUGCCAAGUCCAAGAAAUGUGUUUAAAACUUUUAUCAUGAAAAGAUAUCUUAUGCGUUUAGUGAAUUCAUCUGAUUGUAUCAUUCAGCUAAGGAGAAUUAACCAAAUGUAUUGAUUUUUAUAUGUUUAUAUGUUGAACUAUCCUUGAUGCCACAAGACAAAUCUUUCUUGAUACAUAGCCUUUUAUUUGCUAAUAUGUGAUUGAGAAUAUUUACAUUGAUGUUCUUCACAGAGACUAUUUACUUACAGUUUCCUUGGCUAGGUUUGUAUACAACUUACAAACUCAGUUUGUUUGUGAGGGCUGCCUGUAAUUCAAGUUGGUUGUAAGUCAACACUAUUUUUCCUAUAAGAAAUAAUGGAAAUACCAAUAAUUCAUUCAGAACCUCCCAAAGCAACCCUUAACUAGACUUCUGAUAAUAAAAAGAUAUAUAAUGUGUGUUGUUUACCAAAAACACCAACACUUUUCCUAUUGUAUACAGCAAAAAGUUGAACAUUAACUUGGAAGUAUUCUGUAAUUAGCACCACCUGGUCUGGUAGCUGAGAUUGGCAUCUGUUGCACAGAUGGAAGACCAGAACAUCUGGACCCAUUCCUUCCCAGCAUGCUUUUGUUCUUUCCAUGCAUUCUUCCUACAGGACUCAUUUCCCUGUGAAUCCUUAUUAGCUAAGCAACUAUACUUGUAAUUCUAUAAGGUGAUAGUAGUGUGACCCACACUGUACCCACGUUAUGACUUUCCUGUAUAAAUUACCCCUAACAAAGGACCUUGGUGACAGCCUACUUGGCACCCCUCCUGUCUCUCAGGAGCUAUCGCUCAAUAAACUUUUCCUACUCUUA